AUUAGACAAUCAUGGGAUUCAAAAACGAGUCUAUGUACCAUUGACUAAAUUGAGAAAACGAAAGGAGAUAUUAAAGAGUGAAGAGAAAAUGGUUGAGGCUAAUACAGAAACGACCGGUGUUCUGGACAAGGGGAAUAGUCCAACAUCAAAAUUUGAUGGAAAUAGUGGCCAGCAACUAGCGUGUGGAAUUACCGCGAGAUCAUCAGGAGUCUUCGAAAAUACGAAAAGAAUUCGUGCCUGCCAUGGGACGACCCUGUGGGAUGAGCGAGAUGAGUCUAAACAAAAAGGUUCAUUCAAAAAUACUUUCAUAUAUCCAGGUAAAUGCACCUUAGCCUAAUACUCGUAGUA
This is a messenger RNA of Fopius arisanus, 348 nucleotides long. RefSeq names its product copper chaperone for superoxide dismutase-like. The record is from RefSeq and is a predicted model, not a curated record. Gene Ontology annotation, biological process: superoxide metabolic process. The coding region runs from base 89 to 337 and encodes 82 amino acids. NCBI's taxonomy places the organism in Eukaryota, Metazoa, Arthropoda, Insecta, Hymenoptera, Braconidae. Gene Ontology annotation, molecular function: metal ion binding. The transcript has 2 exons.